AUGCGCUGCUGUUUCAAGCUGGCAGUGAACCUGCACAAGGCCGCGCCAUCCCGGCGGUUGCUAUGGCGACAGCGGCGCUGCCCCUCCGCGCAGGCGCGGCGGCUGCCGCGGGUGCUGAGGCGGUGCUGGGGCCGCGGCGGGGCCGCCAUGGAGCGGUUCGGGCCCGGGCCUGUGAGCGCCGUGCCCGUGGCCGAGUUCAGGCCAAAUGAGGGUUCAUUAACAUCAACUUUAAGAACGCUUCUGUUCUUCACAGCUCUAAUGAUUACAUUACCAAUUGGGCUAUAUUUUUCAUCAAAGGCUUAUGUAUUUGAAGGUUCCUUAGGAAUGUCCGACAGAGACAGCUAUUUCUAUGCUGCCAUCGUGGCUGUAGUUACUGUUCACGUGGUACUUGCUCUCUUUGUUUAUGUAGCGUGGAACGAGGGCUCGCGGCAGUGGCGGGAAGGCAAACAGGACUAGAGCGAAGAUCAUGUCGUCUGGUGUCUACAGACUGUAAAUCAAGGGGUUUUUUGUGAGCUGAAGGAAAAGCAUUCUUCAAAAUGUAUAAUACACGUGUACAAAAAGGAGGCUGGUGCCUCAGCUGUGGUUGAAAUAAGACUUGUGCUCAUCUUGCCUGUGUACCCGUGUUUUCUGUGAUGUUGAUGGAAGUUGUUCUUUAGCCAGCCUCUGUUACGUCAGGCUGAGGAGGUCUUCACCUGCAAUUAGAAUGGAAUAAUUAUAUAUUUUUGAAAACUCCUGUAGCUAUUUUUGCCUCUGGCUUGCUCCAAAAAUAACAUUGGCAUGAAGCGAGCAUUAAAUUUUCAAGGAAUUAAAUUGCUAGUUAAAAAAGCUGCAUUACUUACUGUCCAACUGUAGUGGAAAAGAUGGAAUUUCACUUUGCUGUGGAUAGUUUCCUGAUUUGUUGUUUAACCCCAGCCAGUAACUGAGCACAAUGCAGCUGCUCACUCACUCUGCCCUCCCAGUGAGAUGAGUGGAGGAAUCAGGAAAGCAAAGUGAGAAGACUCAUGGAUUGAGAUAAAGACAGUUUAAUAGGUAAAGCAAAAGCUGCACGCUCAAGUGUGUCUGUUUUCAGCACAAAUCCAAACCAUAGCCCCAUGGUAGCUGUUAUGAAGAAAAUUACCUCCAUCCUGGCCAAAACCAGCUCAGUGGGACAGGCGUAAUUAAUACAUUUCUCAGUUUAGAAGUAAUUUCAAAAAACAGACUUGUUUAGGAACUCAGGUGAUGUCUUUCUAAUGUGAAAUACAAUUUUUUUGUUUGUUUUCAAAUAUAUUUUUUAUUGCAGUGUAAAAUUCAAUCUUCAAUUUCCUUUAUCUUGAUGAUGCAAAGGAAAGGGCGUAGCAUAUUUUUGUAUGUCUUUACACAGGUAUGUAUCUCCUUGAUAUUUGCUAAAGGAUGCUGUUGGAUUUCCUGUGGUAAAGCAGUGUCAGUAACAGCUAUAAGCUGCUGGAAUGGAUUGCAGGGGAAGGACCAAGAGAAACAAGCUGUAUCCAUCUGUAAAUGGUGUCCUUUAUGAAGCAGAGAACACAAGAGUGACCACAUAGAAAAUUGCCUUCUCUUCAUGAAUACUUACUUGUACACUGUGAAAUGAUACAAUAUGUUGAUUGUUUUCUUUCUUCCUUGGUUGUGUGUAUAACUUUCUCUUGUCAAGCCAUAGUGAGAUUUUUUUGUGUUGUAGGAUAACCCAAAUUUCAUUCCACUUCUGUGCUGUUAGCAAGCUUUUUAGUCUCUGGAUAAAAAAAUUCUCCUAAGGUUCCAGCAAGGCAUAAAACUUUCCUAACACUGAUAAUGGCUGUUAAGCUGUUGUGCUUGAGGUUCUUCUCUUAAUUUGAGUUUUCCAGAUUAAUGUAUUAGUUUAGCCUUUUUUGGAAGUCUUUUGCUUAAUAUGGGGCUUGGCAUGGUUUUGGUGCUGUGUGUGUCCAUGGUAAAACCUAGGCAUAAAUGAGAUAAAAAUUGGUUAUCUCCAGUGGUUUGAGGAAUGUGUUGCCAAGUCUCAGUCCUCUCUUAUCCACCCCAGUGCCAGGUAUGCACAGGCAUAGACACCGCGGCACACUAAUGCAAAUCAAUUUUUACACUUUGCUUCUGACACGUUAACUUUUCUCAUCCAGACCCUGUUGGCAGGUUGCUGCCAGCAAACUGAAGAAUCGUCUGAGUACCUGAAACACAAAGUUAGUUGGUAUGUGGGCAUGUUGGCUUCCCAUUCUCCAGUGUAUGAACUGUGCAUUGUAGAACAAAUACUUCCUUUUAAUAAAGAACUACCCUGCAAUACAAGAUCCGGUAAACAA
Neopelma chrysocephalum (saffron-crested tyrant-manakin) is the source of this 2279-nucleotide messenger RNA. It is a transcript of the gene VMA21, whose product is annotated as VMA21, vacuolar ATPase assembly factor. Gene Ontology annotation, biological process: vacuolar proton-transporting V-type ATPase complex assembly. NCBI's taxonomy places the organism in Eukaryota, Metazoa, Chordata, Aves, Passeriformes, Pipridae. The record is from RefSeq and is a predicted model, not a curated record. The coding region runs from base 1 to 456 and encodes 151 amino acids. Gene Ontology annotation, cellular component: endoplasmic reticulum membrane. The transcript is spliced from 4 exons.